GAUAUCGCAGUCGGUGUCAGUCGACCGUUUCGUCUCGUCGUCUACGGUUGCACUCGCGUCUUCGCGCUCGAUAUCCAUUAUCAUACCGCCGUCGUCGUCGUCGUCGUCGUCGUCGUCGUAGUCGUCGCAACCGUGUUAAAAAAAAACCCCUCGAUACCGGUACAGUUCACCCGACCCCGCACGCUCGUACUGUAAUUGUCGACCGCUGUGACAUUUAUCGUUUCCCCGUCGUCAAGCCGUAAAAAUUAUUCCGCUUGGUCUUUACGGGCGCGAAUAAAAUAGCGAUACAUAUAUAUAUAUAAAAAAAAAAAACACCCAUCAAAUCCGAUCAAAAGCAAACGAAAUGCAAGACCGUUUGACCACGACGUGUUUGCUGCAGGAAGGACCGGCCACCAACAACAAGGAGGUAAACGAAAACGAAUUAUUAAACGAUAUUUAUUUCAUAAAGUUUUUAUUAUAAUAUUAUGCGUCGUUAAGAUGAGAUUUUUUUCGUAUUUUUUAUUAUGAUUAAUCGGGUGAAGGGUGGUUUUGAGGGUGGUUUAGAAGGUUGAAAAAAUAGUACACAAUACUUGUUUAUGUUUAUGUAUGUCAGUAGUUUCUUCAAAACGAGAAAAUAUUAUAUUCUUCGAGUUUAAUCACUGCAUGAUUUUUAAUCCAUAGUUUAAUAGGUAAACAUAUUUUACAUGAAAUCUCCAAAAAAUAAAAGAAAAAACCUCACAAAACAUUGAAAUUUAAAACUGUACAUUAUUUGUUCGUAUUAUUAUACAUUUUUUUUUUAAAAAAAAUGAAAAACUAAAUGUUAUUAUUUUCUCUUAUUAUUUCACAUUGAUAUUAAACACGUUGUCAUGACGUAUUUUUUAACUUUUAAGAAAUAUUUUUUAUUUAGUUUUAUGAGUAUACUUAGAAAACAUAAAAUACACUAAACAAAAUAAAUAAUUUGCAAAGGAUGAAAAACAACUAAACAAAUCUGUAGAUAAUAUCAAAAAAAUGUUUUUCUUUUUAAAAAUAAAAGUGACAAACAAAUUUUGUCGUUACAUUAUUCGAAUAUUUUACUGAAAAAAAUUAUUUCUCAUUCUGGGAUUCAAAAAAAAAAAUAUUUCGAAAGAUUAUUUAGAGUAAUUUCAUUUAAUUGUGUAUGGAUGAUAGAUUAUUUUCUUUAAAGAAAAUUGUAUACUUUUUAAUUGGUUUGAACGGAUAGUAUCGUUAAACUGUUGAUUUAUAAUUUGAUUGCAUCGUCAAUAAUUUACAAGAAAGUAUUAUCCUCUAAAAGAAAAUUGUUAUGCCGAUUACCUACAGAACAAUUUCAAGUUCGAUUUUCGUGAAGUUAUUCGCAAUAUUAUUAUCGUGUAGGUACUUGUUGUGGAGCUAUUAUAAUAUUAAAAUUAUUUAUUCAGAGAUUACGAACGGUCCGUAAUUAUUUAUGUAAUAUAUUUUUUUUAUUUUAAUUUUGUCGAAUACGGAGAUUUUCGAUAAAAUCUAUAUUUUAAGCUAGGAGCGCAUUGAGGAAUGUAUUUGUUUUACAAUGAUGUUUAUUUUUGUUUAUUUUUAUUUGUCUGUAAGCAACUUUUCUACCAGAAAUCCUGUUCUGGCGUAUUAAGUUUUAUCUAGUUGGUACUUAAGAGAGGUAGUUUUUUAAUUUCCAAGCGGAUAAUAAUUUGAUUAAAUCGGGAAAAACGUAGGAUAAAUGAGAAAAUAUACAUUUACAUAUAUAAAAAAAAACUUCGCUCCCAAUAGCGUUAACAAUGGUUUAUCGUCGCGUACAGAUAUAAAUUAAAUUACCCUCUAUUUCUUACCUUACCAACUUCUCACUUACAACAGAGUGACUCCACCUAUCAUGCGAAGUAUGCCCGUCUUUUUAAAAAUGUUAAAUGCUGCAACUAACGCGAAUAAACCAGCUGAAACAUAGGUCGGCGACGCUCCGGUGCUUCUCCGCGUAAAACGCAUUAAAUUAUGAAAACAUUUUUCGGUAACAUCACGGAAUCUUAACGUUCUUAACGUUCCCGGGAACGGUCCGAAAUUUCUGUUUCCCGCGCGAUCACGAAACACAACACCCCAGGCCUUUUCUCUAGAUCCUUAUGCGCUUAUCGUUUAUAGUGAUAAUCAUAUCACUAAAUUCGCGACCGAUAAAUAGAGCGCAUACCGACAGACCGUCAGACACGGAUACGGGCAAAUUCACAGAGUAGCUGUGACUGAGGAUUCUUGACCGGGCGACAUUGUAAUCCAGCAGUGGCUUGAUCGGGGGAAGACCAACGGGGCUACGACCCCCUGUAAUCUGUACCGUUUUACGAUCCGGGUGUUGACUCUACGCACGUCCUGAGAUUUUUUUCCACUCCCGAAAGAUUGUUUUCGAACCGUAUAUAUGAAAACGGAGAGCACUAUAUUAAAGUAAUAAUAUGUCGGAAAACAGACUCGACCGAUUGACCGGGGAUAAUAUAAAUAAAAAUGAAAAUGUUUAGGUAAGUUUGCUGCUUUUACUCGAAAUAUCUCCUAGGUGGACACAGCUGUCGUCGAAGGGGAGUAUACUCGGUAUGAUUAUACAAUACGCGCCAAGAGAUUAUCGAGUUUUGUUUAUAAUUUUUUUUUGUUUAAAUUAUUAUAGGUGCGUUGAAAUGCGUAUAAUAUCGACGAAAAAACUUUUCGAAAAAUCUCCUUGUAUAGGUACGACCACGGCUCGAGUAAAAAAAGAACGUAUAAGCCGCUCCGCCCGAUACAAAAUCCCGGCCACGCCACACUACUGGGCUGCAAUAAUCGCAAUAUUAUACUUUAUAGUGUAAUAUUAUACGGAUAGGUACGUUCGAGUUGUACGACCGCUUGAAAGCUUUCCGUACGGUAUAAUUAAUAUGAACGACCGAAAUUAUAAUAUACAACUCGGAAACUUUCGCGGACGUUUAUAUCGAUCGCCGACACUGUACUUGCGGUUACGCUACCCGUCCAAUUAAUUUUCAGUCCGCGAAACGUCUUCGUGAAUAUUUCGUUUGUUCGAUGCGUUUUAUAUAAUAUAUUAUAGUACACGCAGCUAUAAUACCAGCAAUUCGAAUAUAAUGUCAUAUUAUGUUUGCCCUAUUAUUUUUCGGGUCGUCGGCAAUAAUUGAAACGACGUCUCGCAUAAACCCUACCGCGUUCUGUAUCGCGGUGUUUUCCGUUUCGAAAUCGCGGAGUGUACUUUGAUGUCUGCACAGAGGCAAAACAACCCACCUAUAGCUAUCCUCCACUCAGUACACAAUAUUUCCCAAUAUUGAUGUACCUCGUGUUUUCACCCGUUUUUAUUGAAUUUGUAGUAAACAUUCAUACUGAUAUUCACUCAUUUUCAUAUUGCGCAGUCAUCCAACCCGAAAUCUUUAAAAAAAAUUCGGAAAGCGAUUGCUUCUCAGCGAUUUCGCCACUGUGUAUAGGUACAGGUAUUCUCAAUAGUAUAUAAUACUAUGCAAAAUGAAAAUGUCUGGAUUAUAUAAUAUGAUUUUUAAAAAUUAAUACCUUCCGUAGCGUGCAGAGGCAGUGAUUGCAGACGUUUUUAAAUUGGACGGAAAUUUCGUUAACCUUCAUAAAAUAUACAUGGGGUGUUUCGCGAACCACAGCGAUCGUCUACGUACACGUGCAACAUAUAUUCGUAUACGAACAACAAUAAUACGAUGAGAAUAAAUUCGAUUUUAUUUUUUUCAAAAAACGGAUGCAAAAUUGAUUACAUUUCCCUAUUAUACUUGACUGCGGCAUUGAUUUUAAACCGUUAUGAAAUGUUAGAAAAAUCGUUUCGAACGCGAAUUAAAAAAAAAAAAAAACAAAAAAAAAUCGCUGCUCGAUUGGUAUUAUAACACGAGAACGUUACACCCGCAUAUAUUAUUGUCUCUGCAGUCAACGAAAUUACAUUGCUCCAAACGUAUAAACUGUGGUUUUCGGGUUGAAAUCGGAGCAUAUACACACGAUUACAAAAACGUAAAGAGGGAAAUAAUACGGAGAUUUUUUCGUCGAAAAAAUUGUCGUACAAAAAAAAUUAAAAAACGCACGGAAAUAACACUUUUUUUUUUUUUAAAACGAUUUCGUUAGAAAAAAUAAUAGGUCUACGUACAGCCCUCGAAAAUGUUAUUUCGUUUUUAAAUAUUUUUGUUUAUCGUGUCUGUGAUUUCAAUACAUUCGAACGUCGUAAUCUUUACUGUCCAAAACGGUGUAAUUUCACCGCGUCGCCCGUCAAUUGUAUAGACACGCGCAGUGACGGUAUAAUAUAAACGCUGGCGGGGUAGGCCUCCUCUUAAUCCAACAAUCGUCUUUUGUUGGAAACGUCGAAAAUACUGAUUGAACAAUAUCGAUAAAAAAAUUCUGAACCCGACGUUCGACAUUAAUCCGCGGUCAAACUAUAACACAACGGUUUCGUUUCGGCCGGAAAACAACGCGCCUGUCGCGCAAACGGAAUACCGAUCGGCGCAACGGUUUUUUUCUCCACGAUACGACGAAAACCCAAAGAGAAAUUCGCUCGAAAUCCUCGUACGUACAGGAUACAAUCCCUAUCUGUUUGCGAUUCGACACUUUAACACCGGGCCCCCCCUAUCCCGGCGAUGACGACGUCCGAGUUCGGGUAUAAUAAUAUCAAUACUACUAUACAGUGUGCUGCGGCGUGCGUUCGUCGUGAUACAAACAUAUUUAUUAUUUUCGCACACUAUACAACACCACGCUGCACAGUGCACAUAAUACUCGUACCGGUGCAGUGAGAUAUCGCGCAUUGUACGUAUUGUGCAGCGUAUUCGGACGGGCUCGAAGAACGGCCGAGUGUAUGUUUUUGCGGUUUUCGGCGGAUUUCGGCUAUGUAUUUAUUAUAUUGUACUCGAAUAUUUUACGGCCGACAAUCGUUUUGAGACAAAUUGCGAGGCGCGCGUAACCCUUUUCUGUGGACGACGAUCGUGCCGCCGCGUCACGUCGCAUUGUAUUACCGCCACCGCGAAACACAUCGCCCACUUUUUUUCUUCUCUGUCGUCGACACUCGAACGUUUCCGUAUACCCUAUAAUAUAAUAAUACACUUGCGCAUAUUAUUGUUACAGCUUGCGCCUCGUGCCCGUGUCCGUAUCGUACAGGACUCGUCGACCAGAUGUCACUGUAUUGUAUUUAUACCGCGGUAUACGUAUAGGUAUCUCACGGUGACUUGAACGCCGCCUUGCGGUAGGCAUACGGCGGCUAGAACGGGGAAUUAUUAUUUUCAACGGGAUAGGUUGCAAUCAAUAAGAACCGCGAACAAAUCUUUACGAUCGUCUCCGCGGCCCGACUUUAUACUGACGGAAAUCGGUUAUUUAAAAACCGGAUCCCAAAAAAAAGCCGAUUUCUAAUCAAUACAUACGAUUCGGCUGAAAUAUAUUACGCGUUUCGACAUAUUGAAUUACUCGUAUUUUUUUUGUAUUUUUAAACCAAUAGGAUAUAACCCCUAACCUCCACCUCUCCAACCCCCGCUGCACACGCCACUGAGUAAGUAUAUAGACACCUGUAUUAUAGCGGUGAAAUGACGCGUUCAAUAUUUCGCGAUCGCGUUCGAUUAUUUAGACAAUUAUUAGUUUCGUUCGUUCGAUAACAAUACGAAAUCAUAACGAUAGCUAUCUUGAUCCUCUGAAAAGCAUAAUUUAAUGAUACCGCUACAUCGCUUGUAAUUUGUAAAGAUAUGCUGUCUAACGAGACGGAUAAUGUUUGUUUAUCUAUUUCGCCGGUGUUACCGUCGUUACAAAACUACAGAGUGAAAUCACUCUAUGUAACACUAAACUAUUAUUCUGUGUAUCAGUAUUAUUUUGUGCGCGUCUAUACAUCCCGUCCAAUUGUUUUAUAAGUAAUUUUUAUUUUAUGUCACCGUUUGUGAACGUGAACGUGUUCAAUUUUUUAGUGAACGUUUCAAACACCGCCGUACAUACAAUAAGUAUACACUCGCGGCGAAUAUUCUGUAAAAGAAAAAAAUACCAAUCUGAUUCUCGUCUGCGCCGAUAGUAUACGCGUUUUCCCAAAUGAAAAAUAAUUAUUAAACAUAGGCGUACUACGAUACAGUAUACAAAAUGGAUAAACUCUGAAACUUUUUUUUUCAACGGGAUUUUCAACGCUAUAUAACACGCACGUACGUUGGAACUUGUAACGUUAUGGUGUUUUGUUUUGUUUUUUUUUUUUUUUUUUUAUGACCCCCUCGGUGCAGCGCUGCGCGUUUGCGGCGGACGAAAUGGCAGAUGGUGAAAUAGCCAUGUGGGGCUUAUUAUUAACAACAUACUUCUUAUAGGUAUAUAAACAAUAUUUUUUUUUUUUUUAGUCUAUAUUUUUCGAAUUACGCGCGCACUCGCCAGCUGUGCUUGUGCUUUCCAUUAGGAAUCGGACAUGGUCGAAAAUUAAAAAAAAAAAAAAAAAAAAAACAAGUGUUUAUUCAGACGCCCCGCGUCACAAUAACAUAAAGAAAACGAGGACGAUUUGCAGGUUUGCAUAUUAUACGAGUAACACAACAGGUACGCCGAGUGUGUAAAUCAAACAUUUUAUGUGUACCUACAGACGAUUUUUUUUUUGUCUUUUUUUUAACUCUACUCACUUUUGUAAUGUAAUAAUUAUCGUUGUUCGCUUGUAACGUAACGCAUCGCAGCCUGUUACAAUAAUUAAACGUUUCACAGCCGUGUACGCGGAUAAUAAUGAUUAUUAUACCUCGAAUUAUACGGUUUUUGGAAAUGUUUCGUUCUCGUAUAAUAUAUAUACGUCAUUUUUUCUUAGAUAUUUUUUCAUGAAAAUCGUAAAAGUCGCGGCAUAUCGGCUUUACGCGUUUAAUCGAAAUACGUUCAGAAUCGUUUUUCGUGUGCAAUGAUUAAUUAUCGUCACGUACGUCAGUACAACUUAAAAAAAUUACUUUAUAUUACAUAAUAUAUUAUGUAUAAUAUUCUAUCUUUCCAAUUUCCCACUAACAACUGCAGUCGUAUAGGCAGUGUCGUUUUUUUUUUUGUGUACGUUACAAGAGUAAUUUGUUAAGUUUUCGAAAAGUUUUAAAACUGUGUCCUCGUUUUUCUCCGGGAACCCGGGGGCAUUCUCAGUCUCCCGGAUUCAGCUCAUACGUAUGUAUACAUAUAUAUAAUAUAUGUAAAUAUUGUACUUACGUAUACGUUUGCGUCGCAGAUAUCAACGGAACAGUUUAUUUUUUUCUUAAUACUACCCGCGCACUAGCUAAAAAAUAUAAUUAUUACGAGUAGAACAGAAAAACAGAAAAAAAAAAAAAAUAGAUCGUUCGAUAAUAAUAUUACGGGAAUGCAUUUCGCGUUUAUAAUGAUACGGCGAUACCUAUAAAUACUGCGGGAAGAAUAUAGUCGUAAAACCGUUUCGUUAUUAUUAUAAUUACGGGCUUUCUGUCGGCCGGCUAUUCGGCGCUGACCUAGGUACCCGCGUAUUAUAUCGGCAGACGAAAACGACUCCAUAGGUAUUCGCUCUGUUUUCAUGUAUAAUAAUAUUUUAGCUAUACUUACAAUCCGGACGGGAGCGGAGGACCGCGUAGGUAUUGUAGGACGGGCGUACGCGAGUUUGUGUUUCUGCGGUGAAACUACCGUCGCAAGGCCCGUUGACGAAGAGCGUGGAGGGGAGAAACGGAGUAAUUACGAUUUUUCGAGGGGAGGAGGUCGGGAAAAUAUCUUCGUUUAUUAUUACGACAUAAUUAUAAUAUUUAAGUGUAUUUUAUGUUUUGGCGCCACUCGCUGCAGCAACAGUUCGAAAGACGAAUUUUUUUUCCUCGCGCUCUAAAUGUUGCCGAAGUACCUUGUUCGAUGUAAUACUCGGGGAGCGAUUUUUGUGUUUCGAACUAUUAUAAUGCCGACCGGUUUCUGCAGCGGACGUACCGAAGCGAAUCAACGCGCUUACGAUACGGGAGCGUCGUACGGUAAAAACGUACCGUCAAAGAUAAAACGGAAUAUAAUUAUUAUUUUUCGCGGGGUGCUUAUUGAAAAGCGGACACAAUAUUGUGGGAACGAAUGUCUAACGGACGAGCGGUCGGGCGUAGCAGGGAAAACCACAGAGAAUAUAAAAUAUCGAGUUGGGCACGUUGAGAAUUGGAGAAACGGUGAGAUAGUCAAGGUGUCAUAAAUAAUAUGUGUGUAUGUACACCUAUAUAUAGGUGAGUAUACAAGGCGAUGGACCAAAUAAAAAAGUGAUUUCAGGAGGUUACACUGCGAGAGGAAAUAAUAAAACGAGGACACGUGGAAUAGAUGUGGGAGUGCGGAGGGAAAAACAAGAAUAACGGCAAUAGAGUCAUUCGAGAUAAAGGCAACGGGGAUGAAGGAAAUUAAAUUUAAAGAUUUCUUUUUCGGUCCUAACUUAUCUGUUUAUACAUUGACGUUAUGGUAGGGGACACUUUUUCUAAUUUUUCCUCCCUAACAAGUAUUUUUUCCCAAUGAUCAUUUUUUUCGAAACAAAAGAAGAUUAUUUUUAAAUGUAAAAAAUAUUAAAAUACGAAUUGAAUAAUAAACAUGUUUUUAAAUUGAAUUAUUUGAUUUUUAUUGUUAUGACUACGAGUAUACUAUUUGCGUGCAAAAAUAUAAUAUUAUACAAUUCAUGUUUGAUCGUUUUCAAUCGUGAAUAAUGCUAAUUCUGUAAAUAAUCACAAAUCGCUCUCAGUUAAACUAAAAAUUAUUGAUAAUCGGUUUUGAAACGUACGCGUUCGGUACAAAUAUUAUAUAACCGGGGAAACUAUUACACGUCGGGUAAAAAUCGCACUCAAAAUUCGGCAGCCACACAAGCUUAGGGACGAAGCGCUUGAUCUUCCCUAACCUAACCUAACCGGUACGGUCAUCAUAACGUAUAAUAUAGGUGUUAAUAACGACCGUGGCGUCGACUUUUUCGGAAUUGUAUUAUUUUUAAUCCGCGUCCAUUAUAAUGUCCGCGAUAAAGUUUCGAUUCAGUCGUCUUUAUAAUAAAUAUCACACUUCUCAUAUACGCGUUUGUGUACGGUUUUUUGUCGUCGGCGGUACACAAACGUCGUCGGAAACGCGUUUAAAAAAAAAAAAAGUAUUAAUACGCCCUCGGGGGUAGUAAUAACUAAUAAUAUCGUCAUAAUAUUAUACGGCGAGUACCGACAGCAUCACCGCUGUACCGCGCCGGGACGUUUUAAUCCGCGCGCGUCCGCUCUUGAAAUAAUGGACCGGCUCGAUUACUGCAUUAUACACGUAAUGCGUUCGUACUGUAUAUACCUAUCUAUCUGCUCGACGUAAUCCCGGGGACCAUCGUUUUCCGCCGUACCGUAUACACACGGUAAUACUAUAUAGUAGGCAUCAUAAUAACAUAAUAUUUUCGUGAUACAGAGACCUUAUGCAUGUAUGUGUAGUGUUGUGACGAGAAAAGGCGCACCCCGUGUCAAACGUUAUAAUAUUAUAAUAUUAUUUCGUUUUUUUUUUCCGUCACAUUUUUUUUUUUAAUACUAUAACGUAAUACUAACCCGGGUAUAUUAUAUACUGCAUGAUAACGUACGAAAGGAUAUAGCCGUUCGCCGGACACUCCGCCGCGAUAUGUGGUUUACAUUAAUCCUAUAAUCUUCUAGUAUACAUCAUAAUAUAAUAUAAUAGCGGCUGAAUAGUAUAGUACUGGGUAUAUGUACAACUCUAUAGGUACCACAAAUAUUUCGGUCGUAUUAUUAUAAUAUAAUGUAUAGGUAUUUGCAUCCAAUAAUAGAGAGUUGUUUUUUUUUUCUGUUCACAGUUGAAAGCCGUCCAAGAAGAAUCGGGAUCCGCUUUGCCCGUCGAUAUUUUCCGUGAGUACCGCGACUAUUUAUAUUAUAAUGUUAUGUUUUACUUACCGUCUACUACGUAUUAAACGCUUAUAGCUAUCUGUUGUUCCUUGGUUUGGAAAAAUGAGUAUAGGCGUGGCUUCGAUAGUAGACGAAAUGAGAGGAAAUUGACUGAGAACACGGGAAAUCGUAAGCUGUAAGAAUUGUAAUGCAAAUAAACGCGUAGGAGAGAGAAAAAAUAGGGUGGAGGAAGACCGAACAAGAGAUGGUCGACGUGAACGACAAGUGUAUAUAAUGACGAUGCGGGAGAUCGGGUCGAGUGAAAGUUUAAGACGAGGGUGGCCGACCCCUAACAGUUGGAUUCAAUAAGGUGAAGACGAAGUCGAUAUUCUGCUUAUAAUUUUGCAUUAUUAAAUCUAUUACGUAUUGGAGAAUAGCCACAGCGUUCGAAUUCAAUGACGACGUCGUUUUAAAUUUACGGCGAGUCAAAUUAGAAAAAAAAAAAAAAUUAAAAACCGUCUCUAAUUUUACUGCCGAUUCUAAUCAGUUAUUUGAAUAUUAAUAUAUUGAAAUCAGUAGUAGCAAUGACGUGACGCAUUUGACUGAAAGUAGUGUAGAUAGUGAAGAUUAACAUAGCACAUAUUUGAAUACUCCUACCAAUAACGAAAUCAAUUUUUCUUGGAUCACAUCCGAUAUUAUGUUAUAAUAAUUAUACUGAAUUACACAGUAAGCCAAAUACACGAGUCGUCCGAUUGACAAAAUAUUAUUAUUAAUAACUGUUUUAUGAACACGGGGAUUUUCUUCUUCAUAAGGUGCUUAUUCCGUAUUUAUUUGUUUUUGUAUUUUUAUUAAGCCAUUCUUCCUUGGGACCGAAGGAAUAAUAUUAUAAUCAUGAACUGGUUUAUCAAUUGCCUAUAUCUACUUUGAAAAUCCGUAUUGCUAUUCUCUGGUUAACUUUAGGAAGCAUAGGCGUGUGCAGAAAAUUUUUACUGGGGGUGCAAACCAUUAAACUACUACAUAUUAACACCUAAUAAGUAUUAAGCCACUAAAAGAAAAAUAAAUAUUAAUUGUUCAAUAUUACCCAAUUGUUCUACGAUAAUAUUUAAAUUUAUUUUAUUCAGCUAAUAAUAAUAAUAAUAAUAAUAAUAAAAAAACAUAUAUAAUACAUAUAUCAUUAUUUCGGUUUAAAAAUUUUAAAAACUUCAGUUCGAGUCGACGGUUUAAGUCCAUAAGUAUUUUCAAGACGGUACUUGUGAAUAACUUAAACAGGAAAAGACUACGCGGUAGAACGAAGAAACGUGAUUAGAAAUGGUGGUUAGAUGUAGUCAAAAGAGACAUGCAGAAGUUGAGACCAGACUGGUUAGUGACCUGUAGGCUGGCAUGGGACCUAAACCAUGCGUAUAACAGAAAUGAGUAGAGGGUAUUGGCAGCAAAGGGCCUAUAAAUGGUCUGUAAUGUUAAAAAAAAAAAUUGUGACUUAACUCGCCGGGGGUGCAAUUGCAUACCCUGCAUCUCCGUAUGCACGCUUAUAGGAAGUCGUAUCAAGGUUACCGGAUUUUGCAGCAUGUGCAAUUUUUUUUCUGUCUAAAUAGGUUUCUUUUCAUGUACAUUUUCAUGAGAAUAUUAAAAAAAAAAAAAAAAAAUGUAUUUUUAAACAUUUUAAAAAUCCAAUUUAAAAUCGUAGAGACUAAAUCGAUGAAAUUUCUUUUCAUAUUUUAAGAGUUUUUAUUAUAUAAUAUAAUUGAUUAAAGGGUUUUUUUUUUUACUGCAUAUAUAUUUCAAGUGGAUAUUACUCGAGCACGAAUACUUAUACGAGCACCACUGACAAUAGUUUCGGAGAAGGGGAUGCUUGAAUAACGAAUAACCCGUAUGGUUACACUCCUCUGAGCCCGUAUCAUACACCUCCCAUCCCGAUUGUCUAUACAUAUAGGAACAUAAUAUUCUAAGUACCUGUACCUAUAUGAUACAAAUACUCGUGUGUCUAACCGCGCGUCUUUCCGAUUUUGCAGAAGUGGCCGAACUCGUGGCCGGCUACAUGGAUUGCAUGGAAGAAGCACUCCGGUACUUGCAAGAGGUCGAAGAAUAUCCCGAAGAACACCCCGCGGUCCAAGGGCUCCGCAACCACCUGGACCGGUCCAGGCAAAAGCUCAUGGACCAGGCGCUCAUGUUACAGGCUUAAGGACGUCGCGACAACAACAAACAGCAUUGCGUAAACAAAAAAAACAAACAAGCAAGCCAUGUAUUGCAUUGUAAAAAAAAAAAAAAUGUAUACGUGUAUAAUUAUGUUGAACCCCUGCGAAUAGGACAACCACGUGUUUGUCGUUACCAACCGUAUAAAUAUUAUUAUAAUUAUUUUUUUUUAACCAUUUUUUGCGCGGACGCGUUACAUGAUAAUUUACAAUUACAUUAUAUUAUAUCGGAUUCUAUAUAUAUAGUAUUUACUACGUGUAAUAUAUAUACAACAACAACAACAAAAAAAAAACAAUAAUAAAACAAUUCAAAUAACGUAGUUACUUAGAGACGGACGACGAUUUCGAUAUCGAUAUUUUCUAUUCUUUAUAAUAUUAUAAUCAAAGACGGGCAAGUUUUCGAUUUUCUCAACCAAUAUAAGUUAUCCUAUUCAAAAAUAUUUUAAUUUGAAAGCUAAACAGUUAAAAUUCAUUUAUAAAAUAUAAACGAAUUUCAGUAAUAAUUACAAAAGUUCAGUCGAGCGUUUUCAGAGACAUAAUAAACUACCCGCGUUAAAAGUUACUCAGUUCUAGAGAUAAUUUAAAUUCGAACAAAACAACUAAGCGAUUUGCUGACGUUCUGUAUUUUGUUUUUCUAACCAGUUUAGUUAAAAAUUAUUCCAAACACCAGUUAAUUGUAUAACUUAACUUUGAAUUAUUUAAUUGCAUACGGUUACUGGCGAGCUUUGACUGUGCAAUGUCACGUACGAGAUGUUAACCGUCAUCAGCUCGGUGCAUCGAAAAAAUCCUGUACCGCUACUGCAGUAUCGGCCGUCUCUAAAACAUAUAUAACCUGCGAACGCGUCCACUUUUUUUCGUGUACACUUAUUACACUCGUAAUAUUAUCGCUAUAAUUACCUACCCUAUUAGUUAUACGCUUCGAGUGAGAAAAAAAUUUGAUAUUAAGAUUCUUCCUUCAACCCCCCCCCCCCCCCCCCCCCCCCCNCCCCCCCCACCCCUCACGCCAUUUAACGUUUCGCCUCGGAAUUAAUACGAACGAUCGGAGGUUGUUUUUUGUACGUCGUCAGGAAAAAAAAAAAAAAUCGAAUUCCCUGUAAACAAAUAUUAUUACAUAUUAUACAGGUUUACGCGUACACUCCUUUCCUGUUAGUAUGCGAACCGCCGAGACCUGUUGCUAAAUAAUUGUUACUAUAUUCGCGGGCCCCGGGUGCCGGCAUUGAAAAUAAUUAUAAUAAGUUUUUUUUCGUGAGCUGGAGAGGAGGUGGGGAGAGGCGAUAUUAGUCGCCGAAAGUCACAAAAACAAAAUAACGAUAUUAUUAUUAUUAUUAUUAUUAUUAUUAUGUUUGAACGAUAGGUUACGUUAGAUUUACGGAUUCGGUAAUUAAUUUCGAUUAAUUACGCCGCGGGUUACUCGUUACGAUAAUACGCGACGAGGGUAAACCCGUUCUCUUCGUUAUAAUAAUAUAAUUUGUUUGUGAUUUUUUUUUUUGUUUUUUUUUUUUUUUUUUUUUUUUUUUUUUUGUUUUUCAUCCAUUUAUCGAACCUACCUCAAUAAAGUGGACAUAUUAUUAUUAGGCCUAAAUAUAACUCGGAAUUGUUCGUCCGGGGAUGAAAUGUAAAUUUCGUUUUUUUUUUGUUUUUUCAUCGUAUUUUUGAUUCGCGCACUUUUACCUAUAUAUAUAUAUAUAUACGAUAUACCUAAUGUAAUAUUUGUAUAAUGAUUUCGUUUUAUUAUAUAAAAAUAUUAUGUUCGCGGAAUGAAAAAAAAAAAAAAUAAAAGCCGACCGGUUAUUACAUUUAGAAUGUAAUAUUAUCGUACAUUUUAUUAUUAUAUUGUAUUAUGUUCGUAUUCGUGUUCGCAACACGUUCUCCUUAUUAAUAUUAUUAUUAUUAUUAUUAUUAUUAUUAUUAUUAUUAUUAUUAUUUAUUUUUAUUUUUUUUUUUUACGACGUACAAUUUUUUAAUUUUUUUUUAGUUGUUUAUUAUUAUUAUAUCAAUCGAUUUUAAGAAAGGUGUAUUUUUGUUACAUACCGCAAUUAUUUUGUAAUAUAAUAUAU
Molecule: messenger RNA, 13941 nt
Organism: Cinara cedri
Lineage: Eukaryota; Metazoa; Arthropoda; Insecta; Hemiptera; Aphididae
Source: the annotation of a GenBank genome assembly